AUGUAUAGUGGUGGCAAUAGUGUUCCGUUUGAUAAAUUUGCUGAACAUCAAGAUAAAUCAACGUUAGGUAAAUUGCGUCAAAGAUAUUGGAAAACAAAACAGAUCGUUAUCAAAAAACUUGGCCGCGAAGAAGAUGAAUGUAUCAUUGCAUCUGAUUCUGAUGUUGAUGCAAAGUUAGAGCUAUUGCUAACUGUUAAACGUUCAUGUUAUGAUUUGAUACGUAUUAUGGAACGGUAUCAAUUUACCGUUAUCCAACUGUCUCAUGAAGAGACAGAUUGUGCACGAUUUCUCAAAGAUUGUUCACAAACAGAUAAAACACGUGCCGGAAAAAUGAUGUCAAGUGUAUCAAAACUUCUAGCCUAUACAGCACAACAACGUUUGUCUUUGAGACAACCUCUUGUACGUUUAACAAAUGAAAUUGAAACAUUUCGAAAUCGAGCUGUUACAGAUACAUGUGCAACCGUGAAAAAAAUGGAAAAGGCACGAACGGAUUACCGAGGCAAUUUGUUAUGGUUAAAAGAUGCUUCACAACAAUUGGAUCCUGAUAAAGAAUUGGAAAAAUUUCGUCGUGUUCAAUCACAAGUAAAGCAGACAAAAUAUCGUUAUGAUAAACUGAAAGGUGAUGUUAUACAAAAAAUUGACUUAUUAACUGCUUCUCGAUGUAACAUGUAUUCACAUGUGUUGGCCACGUAUCAAACAGCAUUGUUAUUGUUUUGGGAAAAAACCUCUAAGACCAUGUCUGCCAUAGCUGAAACAUUUAAAGGUUAUCAGUAUUAUGAAUUCACAGUUAUCAAAGAUUUACAAGAACCUAAUAGAUUAUUGGCCGAAUUGAACACAAGUAGUUUUAUUGGAGAGAAAAUAACAGCCAAAGAAACGAAAGAGAAUGAGGAAAUUCCAGAACAAAAUUCUUCAUUAAUUGAUAUCUCAACAGAUUCUAAACAACAACAAUCAGUUACCUCUUCAAUGAUGUCUUCUGCAACUAAUGAUGUGUCAUCACUGAUCGAUAUUUUGAAUGAUUCAGAUGCCAAAUUUGAUGAUCAGUUAUUAGAAUUAGAAAAAUUAACAACAAUUCAACCACCUACGCCAAAAACGAAUGAUCAAACAAAACCAACGACAUCCGAUAGUAACGAUAACAUCAAUGAAUUAAUUCAUAUUAAUGAUGAUAAGUUAUUUAGUGAAUUUCUAUCGAGUACAGAAUAUAAUGGUAACAACACGACUGGUGGAAUGGGAGCAUCAAGUAGUUUUGAUGCUCAUUGGAAUGCGGCAUUUGGUGGUGCCACUACAACGCAAUCUCCACUAUCAUCGUCUUCUUUCGCUUCUUCGAAUAUGUUAAACGAUGAUUCAUCAAACUUUUUACCAUCUCAUAUAUUGAAUGAACUAAUACUCUCAAGUAAAGUCGAAAAUUCGUUACAGUUGGGUGCACCACAGCAACUAUCACAUGGCAAUCCAAAUGAGAACGGCAAAGCAUCAUCUCAGCAACCCGUUAAACCACUAAAACAAAAUAUAAAACAAGAUAAAUCUAGCUGGUUUAAUUUAUUUGCUGAUUUGGAUCCAUUACAGAACCCAGACGCGAUUGGAGGAAAAGGAACAGUAGAGGCUGAACGAAGUUGUUGA
Didymodactylos carnosus is the source of this 1614-nucleotide messenger RNA. Lineage: Eukaryota; Metazoa; Rotifera; Eurotatoria; Philodinida; Philodinidae. The record is from the annotation of a GenBank genome assembly.